GUUUCGGAUCCUGAGAGGAAGUGAAUGAUUCGCGUUUGCACUUGACGAAGGCAAAUCAUAUUGUUGGGAAAAUUAAGCGUGUAUCCACCGAAUUUCAGCCGUUAAAUGAGAUUAAACCGGUGGACGUACAUCUUCUGUCACGAUAUGGUUUAAAAGGAUAAUCGUUUUUGGACUCAAGACUUCGUUGCUUUGGAUCAACUUGCAUUCACAGGAGGUGGAGGAGGACACACUUUGCUAUUGUUCCAGCUUUCACACGAGCGUGUGCGUGUUUUUGUGUAUGUUUGUAUUAAAUUGCCAUUUGGCUUUAUGGCUACGAAUUUUGAACCCAUUUACGGACUCUCAGAGGAUGAAAAUGAAUCUCGUAUUCUUCGUGUCAAGGUCAUUGCUGGCAUUGAUCUGGCGAAGAAGGACAUCAUUGGUGCCAGUGAUCCAUACGUCAAACUCUCCCUGUAUGUCACUGAUGAAAACCGCGAACUUGCCUUAGUACAAACGAAAACCAUCAAAAAGACUCUCAAUCCCAAAUGGAAUGAGGAAUUCUAUUUCAGAGUCUGCCCACAGAACCACAGGCUUCUUUUUGAGGUGUUUGAUGAAAACCGCCUGACCAGAGAUGACUUCCUUGGGCAGGUGGAUGUGCCUCUUACCCAUUUACCGACAGAGGACCCUGCGAUGGAGCGGCCGUACACGUUUAAAGACUUUCUCCUGCGUCCAAGAAGCCAUAAGUCUCGGGUGAAAGGCUACUUGAGGCUGAAGAUGGCCUAUCUGCCAAAAAACGGAGGACAUGAGGAAGAAAGCAGUGAGAUGAGAGAAGAAGCUGAGGGCUGGGAAGUGACAGACUCCACGGAUCCAGGUUCACAGAGACCUCAGCAGCUCCUGCCUCCGCUGCCUCCGGGCUGGGAAGAGAAGGUGGAUAACCUGGGACGGACAUACUACGUCAACCACAACAACCGCACCACACAGUGGAAGAGGCCCAGUAGUGUGGAUGUGGUUUCAGAAACGGAAAAUGAUAAUCACUUGCGGCAGAUUAACCAGGAAGCCCACAGAGUUUUCCGCUCUCGACGUCACAUUAGCGAAGACCUGGAAAACGAGCAGCUGGACAUCAGGGACAUAGACGACUCAUGGGAACCCAUAUCAGAGGAGGACCCAACUUUAAUGACGGACAGUCUGAACCAUUCUCUGUCUGGACCGGCCUCUCUGGCAAUGCCCCUCCCUAGCACUCCAGAAUUCUCAGAUGAAAUCAGCCUUCGAUUGUCUCUUGCUCCAGACACGAACGGAGAAAUCCCAGGACCCAGCUCUGCUGUGCAGAGUCAUCUUUCCUCUCGGCUACGCUCCUCUAGUAUGACCGAUGGAGUCAGUGAUCAAGCUCAACCUCCCACACCAACGAGCUCCCAGACCCGACGAACAAGAGCACAAACGGUCACAGGCGUUGAGGACACCAUGUCUCCAUCGGCCUCCUACGCCCUGACCACACCAGGCCUUCCGCCAGGCUGGGAGGAGCGCAAAGACAACAAGGGACGAAUGUACUACGUCAACCACAACAACCGUAGCACCACCUGGACGAGGCCCAUUCUGCAGCAGCACACUGAAGAUGGAGCCAGUACCUCAGCUGCGGCAGUAGGGGGCGCUACAGCAACCACGCCCCCCGCUUCCACCCCUUCCUCCUCCAGCGGCCAUCUAAGCGAACCUCAAGUGCGCAGACCCCGUAGCCUCAGUUCCCCUACCGUCACUCUCUCUUCCCCGCUAGAGGGAGCCAAUAAUGCCCAGAUACGGCGAGCCGUAAAGGACACGUUUUCCAACCCUCAGUCCCCGCAGCCUUCUCCCUACAGCUCACCCAAAUCCCAGCAUAAAGCAAACCAGAGCUUCCUGCCCCCUGGAUGGGAAAUGAGAAUAGCACCCAAUGGACGGCCGUUCUUCAUCGACCACAACAGCAGAAUCACCACAUGGGAAGAUCCUCGCUUAAAGUAUCCCGUUCACAUGAGGACAAAAGCAUCCCUGGACCCUGGCGACCUCGGCCCACUUCCUGUGAGUGCAAAAAGAGUGCCGUUGAGCAAUAUUACCCACAAUCCGAGCUCUUUCAACAGCCUGAACUCCAUGUGGCAACACACCAAAAAAACACAGUGGGAAGACCCUCGCCUCCAGAGUCCUGCCAUAACUGGACCUGCGGUGCCAUAUUCCAGAGAAUUCAAGCAGAAGUAUGAUUACUUCAGAAAGAAGUUAAAGAAGCCGGCAGAUAUUCCAAACCGUUUCGAGAUGAAGCUGCACAGGAAUAACAUCUUUGAGGAGUCGUACAGACGAAUCAUGUCCCUGAAGAAACCCGACAGUCUGAAGGCCCGUCUGUGGAUCGAGUUUGAAUCGGAGAAAGGCCUGGACUAUGGGGGCGUGGCCAGAGAAUGGUUCUUCCUGCUCUCCAAGGAGAUGUUUAACCCUUAUUAUGGGCUGUUUGAGUACUCGGCCACAGAUAACUACACCCUUCAGAUCAAUCCAAACUCUGGCCUCUGUAAUGAGGAUCACCUCUCAUACUUCAAGUUCAUCGGUCGGGUGGCUGGCAUGGCUGUGUAUCACGGAAAGCUGUUAGACGGUUUCUUCAUUCGACCAUUCUAUAAAAUGAUGCUGGGCAAACAGAUCACACUGAAUGAUAUGGAGUCAGUGGACAGUGAAUACUACAACUCUCUCAAGUGGAUUCUGGAAAACGACCCCACAGAACUGGACUUGCGGUUCUGCAUUGAUGAGGACAACUUUGGACAGACAUAUCAGGUGGAUUUGAAGCCAAGCGGAUCAGACAUGGUUGUAACCAAUGACAACAAAAAAGAAUACAUAGACCUGGUGAUUCAGUGGCGGUUUGUGAACCGGGUUCAGAAACAGAUGAACGCCUUUUUGGAGGGCUUCACUGAACUCAUUCCCAUUGACUUGAUAAAGAUUUUUGACGAAAACGAACUGGAGCUGCUGAUGUGUGGUCUGGGAGACGUGGACGUCAAUGACUGGAGGCAGCACACCAUCUAUAAGAACGGCUACUGUCCUAAUCACCCUGUGAUCCAGUGGUUCUGGAAGGCUGUCUUGUUAAUGGAUGCCGAAAAGCGGAUUAGACUUUUGCAGUUCGUCACUGGAACAUCCAGAGUGCCAAUGAACGGCUUUGCUGAACUCUACGGUUCCAAUGGGCCGCAGUUGUUUACUAUCGAGCAGUGGGGGACACCUGACAAACUCCCUCGUGCUCACACCUGCUUUAAUCGCCUGGACCUCCCGACGUACGAGUCAUUUGAAGACCUGCGAGAGAAGCUUCUGAUGGCGGUGGAAAACGCCCAAGGCUUCGAGGGCGUCGACUAAAGAAAUCCCUUUAUAUCCAUGCGAUCUCCUAACGCAACCGAUGAGCAAAGACAUGUACAACACACUCGCACACACAUCUAUACUCACAUAUACACACUCUUGAGUUGCCAUUGUACAGCCAGAUCCCAGCAGUCGCAGGUGUGUGAUGUCAGCACAGUAUAUGCAUGUAAUCUGUCUAGCUGGAACGACAUUGGCUGUGAACCCGUUUUGAUGCCAAACAGCCCACAAAUCCCACAAAUCAUGCUCUCUAAUAACACGUUUUAUUUCAAAAUCCAGCUCUGAGGCCGUGACGACUUUUAUUUUGAUAGUAAAUAAGAAACUUCAGUAUUUGGGUGUGGCCUCAGAGUGGGCGUGGCCUUGAUAUACCACCGCAACCAAUCCCAUUAAUUCCACAAACAUAAUAUAAGUUCAGUGAAGAGGCAACUCUCUUAUCAGGUCUUACUAACACCAGAUUACCUUAGGAAUCACAGCCAGGAUGAAGGACACAUCCUCAUCCUCCCUUAUCCCGCAAAGUACGCCAAGUUUCCCGUUCCUUCGUCGAGGAUUAUUUUUUUAUCUUCUUUUGCAACGCCAAGAAGCAACGGGAAUUGUUUUUAAUAGUUUAUUAUUAUCGCUGUUAUUAUCAUUCUUACAGAGUAAACGGAUUAUUUGUACCAACAAUGUGGUUUACUAUUUUAAACAACAUUAUCGGAAAUGCAUUAGUGGCCUGGCUAUAUUCAAUUCAAUAUCCAUAUCAUUGUGGGUUAAAAAAGAAAAGAAAAAACAAACAAAAAAAUGAUCAACAUGAUUAUUGUAUUGCUAUGAAAACUGGCAUGAACAUGUAUCUUGUGUUUCAAUAUGAUUACGUAGUAAUUAUAAAGCUAUUCUUCUUCUUGGUUGAGAGCAAAGAUGGAAAACGUCGACAUGCAUCGGACAUGAGUUUGUCGGAGAGGGUUUUCUUCAAUUGUAAUAAGUAUUGUUCUUAUCUUUAUUAUGAUUAUACCUGUUCAUAAUACUGUAAAUGAGUUUGUUUUGGGGGAAAGACACGAUUGGACUUUUAUUGUACGUGUUAAAUCUGUUUGAAGUAUUAAAGAGCGACACAGAGUGAAGCUAUCUUAAAAGCGCUGUGAUUCAACACUGCAAGUCUCGUAGACUUUCAGGACAUAAACUUUUUCUUUCUUUGUUUUUUCUUGUUUCUUCUAACACCACUGUACCUAAAAGGGCACUUUAUUGAUCACACACUAGGGUCAUAUCUCCUGUUUUUUUUUUUUUGAACUUGAAUGUGAUUAUCUAUUUUGUUCUUUUAAAAGCACUCGGUUCCUUGGUGCAAUAUCUCUUGUUUAUAAUCGGCCUGCUGCUAACAUAUCAGAUCACAGCUCGGCCCUACAGCUGAUCUGGAGUCAGUCUGGUUCGUCAGUGUGAAUCCGGAUUGGCUCUGUAGGAACGAGCUCCACCUGGAGUCAGACUUCAGACUGGUUCUUUUUCUAUUUUCUUUUCCAGUCUUUUAUCUGUACGCCUCCCCACUCACACUUUUCGGGCCGCUGUGGCUCUGUAGGUUUGUGAUAAUAUUAUGAUUAUUGUUAUAAAUUACCCUUUCACUUUUGUAGGGGCAGUUCUUUUUUUUUUUAUUGAAGAGGAACAUUUACUGUCUGGUUCCUGCUCACCACAAGACCUUGCGAUUCGUAUAACUUUGUUUGAAAUAAACUGAUAAAUGGA
Messenger RNA from Sinocyclocheilus rhinocerous, 5013 nucleotides. It is a transcript of the gene nedd4l, whose product is annotated as NEDD4 like E3 ubiquitin protein ligase. Gene Ontology annotation, biological process: ubiquitin-dependent protein catabolic process; regulation of dendrite morphogenesis; protein ubiquitination. Bases 307 to 3318 code for a protein of 1003 amino acids. Lineage: Eukaryota; Metazoa; Chordata; Actinopteri; Cypriniformes; Cyprinidae. Gene Ontology annotation, cellular component: cytoplasm. Gene Ontology annotation, molecular function: ubiquitin protein ligase activity; protein binding; sodium channel inhibitor activity. The record is from RefSeq and is a predicted model, not a curated record. The transcript has 31 exons.